AUGGAAAUACAAUCUUCAUCUUUUUUUCUCAUCUUUUUCUUCCUCUUGUUAUUGUUGCUUUUCCUUGUAAGAAAUUACAGGCAAAACAGAAAUAAUCUACCUCCAGGACCAUGGAAGCUUCCUCUGAUAGGAAACCUACAUCAGCUUGCAUGGUUAGGCUCGCUCCCUCACUAUGCUUUACGAGAACUCGCCCAAAGCUUUGGACCAUUGAUGCACCUUCAACUUGGUGAAAUUUCUGUACUGAUUGUAACAUCUUCUGAGAUGGCCAUGGAGAUCAUGAAAACACAAGAUCUUACCUUUGCAUCAAGGCCAGAAAUUCUCUCUGCAAAAAUCUUGGUAUAUGGCUGCAUAAACAUUGGCUUUUCCCCAUAUGGAGAUUACUGGAGACAGAUGAGGAAGAUUUGCACGUUGGAGCUUCUCAGUGCUAAGAGGGUCCAAUCUUUCUCCUAUAUUCGAAAAGAUGAAGUAGAAAAGCUCAUUCAAUCGAUUCGGUCAUCAUUAUCAUCAUCACCACCAACACCAAUCAAUUUUGGCACCAGAAUUGCCGAGUUGGUUGGUACGUUUGUUUCUAGGGCUGCUUUUGGUAACGUUUCGGAAGAGCAUCAAGAGUUUUUGCGUUUAAUCAAGGAAGUAGUGGAAUUGUCUGAUGGAUUUGAUGUUGCUGAUUUGUUUCCUUCGGUUAGACCGAUCCAUCUGGUUUCUGGGUUGAAGGCGAAAUUAGAGAAGAUGCAUAAGAAGCUCGACAGCAUAUUGGACAAUAUUGUGGCUCAGAAUCUGAAAAAUUUGAAGGCAAAAAAUGAUGACGCAGUAAUAAGGGAUCAGGAGAAUCUUGUUGAGGUUCUACUUCGGGUCCAACAGGAUCCAGACCUGGACAUUCCGAUCACUAUCAACAGCGUGAAAGCUGUCAUUUGGGAAAUAUUUGCUGCUGGAACAGAUACUUCAUCAACAACGCUAGAGUGGGCUAUGUCUGAAAUGAUGAAAAACCCAAGAGUAAGGAAGAAGGCACAAGCUGAGAUAAGACGAGCUUUUAGAGGAAAGGAUACAAUCCAUGAGAGUGAUACAAGUGAACUAAACUACUUAAAGCUAGUAAUCAAAGAAACCUUGAGGUUACACCCACCUCUUCCAUUACUGCUUCCAAGAGAAAGCAGGGAAGCAUGCAAGAUCAAUGGAUAUGAAAUACCCGCAAAGACUAAAGUCAUUGUGAAUGCGUGGGCGCUUGGAAGAGAUCCUAAGCAUUGGCAUGAUGCUGACAGCUUCAUACCAGAGAGGUUCCAUGAUACCAGCUUCAAUUUCAAAGGAACAAACUUUGAUUAUAUUCCUUUCGGAGGAGGAAGAAGAACAUGCCCAGGAAUUACAUUUGGCAUAGCCAAUAUGGAGUUUGCGCUUGCCAAAUUACUUUAUCACUUUGAUUGGGAACUUCCAAAUCAAAUGAAGCCAGAGGAAUUGGAUAUGGAUGAAGCUUUUGGUGCUGUAGCUGCAAGGAAGAACCAUCUCUACUUAAUUCCAAUUCCAUAUAAAGGAGACUAGAUUAUCCUCGGUGUGUUUUCCUUAUUGUUGUGUUGUUGAAUAAUUUAAAAGUAUUGUAUUUUAUCAACUUCAAUAGUAUAAAGUAAACAAUGGAUGGAA
Molecule: messenger RNA, 1626 nt
Organism: Prosopis cineraria
Lineage: Eukaryota; Viridiplantae; Streptophyta; Magnoliopsida; Fabales; Fabaceae
Product: cytochrome P450 71D8-like
Exons: 3
Coding region: 1-1527 (508 amino acids)
Molecular function (GO): iron ion binding; heme binding; oxidoreductase activity, acting on paired donors, with incorporation or reduction of molecular oxygen
Source: RefSeq, a predicted model, not a curated record